AAAGUGCACGGCCAUGACGUCCAUGGAGUUAUUUCCUUUGAGACGUAAUUAAUUUUGCGUCGUUUUUUUCCAAGAACGAUGUCUCUUUUUCUUCAAUCUCACAGUGAAAUCACUUUAACUUAGAUACAUGCUGGUUCAAAGAUUUUUCAGGCAAAUCGUUUUGGGCGCGAAAACCCGUUGUUGUUAUCAGGCAAGUGAGCCGGUUGCUCGGUCUAAGGAGUUUCUCUGCGGUUUUCCUGAACAGUUCAGAAUGUCUUCGAACGGUAUUCAUGAAAAUGGAACUAAUGGUAUCUCAACACACGAUGAGCAUCAGUACCUGAACCUCAUCAAAACCAUUAUUCAGAAAGGAAAUGUCAAAGGAGACCGAACUGGAGUGGGCACCCAUUCUAUUUUUGGAGCCCAAAUGAGGUUUUCUUUAAGAGAUGACACGUUUCCCCUCUUGACAACCAAAAGAGUUUUUAUGCGAGGUAUUACCGAAGAACUUCUGUGGUUCAUUCGGGGUUCAACUAAUGCCAAAGAACUUCAAGAAAAGAAAGUCAACAUUUGGGAUGGAAAUAGUUCAAGGCAGUUCCUGGACUCUUGUGGUUUUACUGAUCGAGAAGAAGGUGACUUGGGACCUGUUUAUGGGUUCCAGUGGCGCCACUUUGGAGCCCCAUAUGUAGAUAUGCACACAGACUACACCAACCAAGGCGUUGAUCAACUCAAAGACGUUAUUGAUAAAAUAAAAAAUCGGCCUGAUGACCGAAGAAUUUUGAUGUGCGCAUGGAACCCUAUUGAUGUUCCCAAGAUGGCACUUCCUCCCUGUCAUUGUCUUGUGCAGUUUUAUGUGGCAAAUGGCGAACUGUCGUGUCAGUUAUACCAGCGAUCAGCAGACAUGGGUUUGGGAGUGCCCUUCAACAUCGCAAGUUAUGCUCUCCUCACUUACAUGAUUGCUCAUGUAACAAAUUUAAAGCCUGGAGAUUUCAUUCACACAUUGGGUGAUGCUCAUGUGUACAAGAACCACAUCUCUGCUUUGGAAGAACAGUUAAAGCGAGAGCCCAGGACCUUCCCCAAGCUCAGAAUAAAUAGGAAGGUUUCAAGUAUUGAAGAUUUCAAGUAUGAAGAUUUUGAAGUGAUUGACUACAACCCACAUCCUAAGAUAGAAAUGAUUAUGGCUGUUUAAAAGAUGUAUUAGUCUGUAAAGGGAAUUGGGAUUUAUUUUUUCAAUAAACAAAGUGUUAAAAUAA
Thrips palmi is the source of this 1226-nucleotide messenger RNA. RefSeq names its product thymidylate synthase. Bases 128 to 1162 code for a protein of 344 amino acids. Gene Ontology annotation, biological process: dTMP biosynthetic process. Lineage: Eukaryota; Metazoa; Arthropoda; Insecta; Thysanoptera; Thripidae. Gene Ontology annotation, cellular component: mitochondrion; cytosol. Gene Ontology annotation, molecular function: thymidylate synthase activity. The record is from RefSeq and is a predicted model, not a curated record. The transcript has 4 exons.